CUCCUGUACAUCAUCAUAUCUUCUCUCUCCAUUUUUCAAAAGUUCAAACAUUUGAAUCUCCGGCCUUUCUCUGGAACACUCGAUCUCGUCUCGUCUCGUCUCAUUUUCAUAUCAAAAUCUAGGGUUUCUCUCUCUCUUCAAUUACCAAUUUCGGGUUUUACUUUCAUAGUCGUGCUUGUUCGAUCUGGUUUCGGUUUCGAUCUAGUCUUGCAUCGUGGUUCUCUAUCUCUCUUAAUCUGAGCUGUUGAUUUUGAGAAUCAAUGGAGGCGAUCGAAGAAUUGGCACAACUUUCCGAUUCGAUGCGGCAAGCAUCAGCGUUGCUUGCCGACGAAGAUAUUGACGAGAAUUCAUCGUCGUCGUCUUCGAAGCGGCCUUCAACGUUUCUCAAUGUCGUUGCUCUCGGCCAUACCGGUGCGGGUAAAUCAGCUGUGUUGAACAGUCUAAUUGGACAUCCUGCUUUGCCAACUGGCGAAGGUGGUGCCACUCGUGCUCCUAUAUGCAUUGAUCUCAAAAGGGAUGCUUCUUUAAGCAGCAAAUCAAUUAUUUUGCAAAUUGACAGCAAAUCACAACAGGUUUCUGCAAGUGCUCUUCGGCAUUCUUUACAGGAUAGGCUAAGCAAAAUUUCGGGCAAGAGUCGUGAUGAAAUUUAUUUGAAGCUCCGGACAAGUACAGGUCCUCCUGUGAAAUUGAUUGAUCUUCCUGGAGUAGAUAAAGGAAAUCUUGAUGAUUCAUUGAGCGAAUAUGUUGAACACAAUGAUGCGAUAUUGCUAGUUGUGAUACCUGCUGCCCUGGCACCAGAAAUUUCCUCAUAUAAAGGCCUCAGAAUUGCGAAGGAAUAUGAUGGAGAAUGUACUAGAACCCUUGGUGUUAUUAGUAAAAUAGACCAAGCAGCUUCAGAUCCAAAAAUUCUUGCAGCUGUUCAGGCUCUUCUGUUGAAUCAAGGACCACGAAGUACAUCUGAUAUCCCAUGGGUUGCUUUGAUUGGGCAAUCUGUGUCUAUAGCUUCUGCCCAGUCUGGAAAUGUUGGAUCUGAUAACUCUCUAGAAACUGCUUGGAGAGCUGAGACUGAAAGUCUAAAAUCCAUAUUACCAGGAGCCCCUCAAAACAAGCUAGGUAGAUUAGCUCUGGUAGAGACCCUUGCUCAUCAGAUUCGCAACCGCAUGAAAAUCAGGCUUCCAAAUCUCCUCUCAGGGCUUCAGGGGAAGUCUCAAGUAGUACAAGAUGAAUUAGUAAGACUUGGUGAAUCAAUGGUUAAUAGUGCUGAAGGUACAAGAGCUCUGGCUUUGGAGCUUUGCCGUGAAUUUGAGGACAGAUUUCUCCAACAUAUUACAAGUGGUGAGGGUGGUGGUUGGAAAGUUGUUGCGAGUUUUGAGGGAAACUUCCCUAACAGGAUCAAGCAGCUGCCAUUAGACAGACAUUUUGACAUGAACAAUGUCAAGAGGAUAGUGCUAGAAGCAGAUGGGUAUCAACCUUAUCUUAUAUCUCCAGAGAAAGGCUUACGGUCUUUAAUAAAGGGUGUUUUAGAGCUGGCAAAAGAACCUUCCCGUCUAUGUGUUGAUGAGGUGCACCGUGUACUUGUUGAUAUAGUUUCAGCUGCUGCCAAUGCUACUCCAGGGCUUGGAAGAUAUCCUCCUUUUAAGAGAGAGGUUGUGGCAAUUGCGACCACUGCACUUGAUGGAUUUAAGAAUGAAGCAAAGAGCAUGGUUGUUGCACUUGUUGAUAUGGAGCGUGCAUUUGUUCCCCCUCAACACUUCAUUCGUUUGGUGCAGAGGCGGAUGGAUAGGCAACGGCGUGAAGAAGAGCUUAAAAACCGACCUUCUAAAAGGCCACUUGAUGCAGAACAGCCCGUGUCAAAUAGGGCAACCAGUCCUCAAACUGGAGGCCAACAAGCUGGGGGAAACUUGAAGUCUAUGAAGGAUAAAUCCAGUCAGCAAGACAAGGAUGUACAAGAAGGACCAGCCUUGAAGACUGCCGGGCCUGAGGGGGAGAUAACAGCAGGAUUCUUAUUGAAGAAAAGUGCAAAAACUAAUGGGUGGAGCAGGCGAUGGUUUGUUUUGAAUGAGAAAACUGGAAAGCUUGGAUACACCAAAAAACAAGAAGAGCGACAUUUCCGUGGUGUCAUCACUUUGGAGGAAUGUAAUAUUGAUGAAGUUUCUGAUGAAGAAGAACCACCAUCAAAAAGUUCCAAGGAUAAAAAGGCAAAUGGGCCUGAUACGGCAAAAACACCCACUCUCAUAUUCAAAAUAACAAGCAGGGUUCCAUAUAAGACAGUUCUUAAAGCUCACAGUGCUGUUGUGUUGAAGGCUGAGAGCACAGCAGAUAAGGCUGAAUGGUUGAACAAGUUGAGGACUGUUAUUGGUUCUAAAGGAGGUCAAAUAAAGGGUGAAUCUGGUCCUCCCAUGCGGCAGAGUCUAUCCGAUGGUUCUCUUGACACAAUGGCAAGAAGACCUGCUGAUCCUGAAGAAGAAUUACGAUGGAUGUCACAAGAAGUACGAGGUUACGUUGAAGCUGUCCUGAAUAGUCUUGCUGCCAAUGUCCCAAAAGCAGUUGUUCUUUGCCAAGUGGAGAAAGCUAAAGAAGACAUGCUUAAUAAGUUGUAUAGUUCUGUCAGUGCCCAAAGUACAGCAAGGAUCGAGGAGCUGCUUCAGGAGGACCAGAAUGUAAAGCGCAGGAGAGAGCGUUAUGAAAAACAAUCCUCUCUUCUUUCAAAGCUUACGAGGCAACUCAGUAUUCAUGAUAAUCGAGCAGCAGCAGCCUCGAGCUUGUCGAAUGGUAGUGGAGCAGAAAGCAGUCCGAGAUCCAGUGGACCCUCAUCAGGCGAUGAUUGGAGGUCUGCAUUUGAUGCUGCUGCCAAUGGUCCCAUGGACUCAUACAGCGAUUCAUCGAGGUUUGGGUCCAAUGGUCACAGUCGUCGGUACAGUGACCCUGCCCAAAAUGGUGAUGUAAGCUCAGGCUCAAAAUCCGGUGGCCGCCGCACCACCCCUAACCGCUUGCCACCUGCACCGCCUCCGUCUGGUUCCGGUUAUAGAUUUUAGGUUAGACUGAAAAAACUAAUGCAUUCUUGUUGGGUGGGGUGGUUGUUUGCUCCUGCUCCUGAUAUAUCGAGCUAUUGCUAAGCUCUAGUUAUGUUAUAGUAGCGUUGUAUAAUUGGUGUACGUGUCUUUGUAGAUAAAGUAAUAUGCAAUUGAGUGUUGCAUUUUUGUUUGCAGUUGCUGGACAUGAGAUGUACUUUGCAAUGUGUUUGCUGAGAUUUUCUUUUUGUCCUUCUGGGGUUUGCCAUGCUGUCCAUUUUUUAUUUUUUUUGGAUAUUACGGAUAUAUUAAACUCUAUUAGAAAUUAUUUUUUCCUCCUUAUUGGGUGGAUAGAA
Ilex paraguariensis (yerba mate) is the source of this 3367-nucleotide messenger RNA. The record is from the annotation of a GenBank genome assembly. Lineage: Eukaryota; Viridiplantae; Streptophyta; Magnoliopsida; Aquifoliales; Aquifoliaceae.